This is a messenger RNA of Otolemur garnettii (small-eared galago), 2472 nucleotides long. RefSeq names its product F-box protein 41 (gene FBXO41). The annotation marks the transcript as partial. Lineage: Eukaryota; Metazoa; Chordata; Mammalia; Primates; Galagidae. Gene Ontology annotation, molecular function: protein binding. The record is from RefSeq and is a predicted model, not a curated record. The transcript has 12 exons.
CCCGCCGCCCUGCUGGCCGUUCCCGGCGCCCGGCGCGAGGUCUUCGAGAGCACAUCUUUCCAGGGCAAGGAGCAGGCGGCCGGACCGUCGGCCGCAGCGCCACACCUACUGCACCACCACCACCACCACGCGCCCCUCGCCCACUUCCCCGGCGACUUGGUGCCUGCCAGCCUGCCCUGCGAGGAGCUGGCUGAGCCAGGCCUCGUGCCUGCCGCCGCUGCGCGCUAUGCGCUACGUGAGAUCGAGAUCCCGCUGGGGGAGCUGUUUGCCCGCAAAUCGGUUGCGUCCUCGGCGUGCUCAACGCCGCCGCCCGGGCCCGGCCCUGGCCCUUGCCCCGGGCCCGCCUCCGCUUCGCCUGCGUCCCCCUCGCCAGCCGAUGUGGCCUACGAGGAGGGCCUGGCGCGCCUCAAGAUCCGCGCGCUGGAGAAGCUGGAGGUGGACCGAAGGCUGGAGCGGCUAAGCGAGGAGGUGGAGCAGAAGAUCGCGGGCCAGGUGGGCCGGUUGCAGGCGGAGCUGGAGCGCAAGGCGGCUGAGCUGGAGACUGCCCGGCAGGAGAGCGCGCGGCUGGGGCGGGAGAAAGAGGAGCUGGAGGAGCGCGCGUCAGAGCUCUCGCGCCAGGUGGAUGUGAGUGUGGAGCUGCUGGCCUCGCUCAAGCAGGACCUGGUGCACAAGGAACAAGAGCUGAGCCGAAAGCAGCAGGAGGUGGUGCAAAUCGAUCAGUUCCUGAAGGAGACGGCAGCACGGGAGGCCAGUGCCAAGCUGCGGCUACAGCAGUUCAUUGAGGAGCUCCUGGAGCGGGCUGACCGUGCUGAACGGCAGCUGCAGGUCAUCAGCAGCAGCUGUGGCAGCACACCCAGUGCCAGCCUGGGUCGUGGAGGUGGGGGCAGUGGAGCAGGCCCCAGUGCUCGGGGCCCAGGCAGAAUGCGAGAACACCACGCGGGCCUGGCCAUGCCCAGCACAUAUGCAGUGUCACGGCAUGGUUCCUCUCCAAGCACAGGGGCCUCCAGCCGCGUGCCAGCUGCAUCUCAGAGCUCAGGCUGCUAUGACAGUGACAGUCUGGAACUGCCCCGACCAGAGGAGGGGGCCCCUGAGGACAGUGGCCCCGGGGGCUUGGGCCCACGGGCGCAGGCUGCCAACGGGGGUUCAGAGAGGUCCCAGCCUCCUCGCAGCUCAGGCCUGCGGCGCCAGGCCAUCCAGAACUGGCAGCGCAGACCCCGCCGACACAGCACCGAAGGGGAGGAAGGUGACGUCUCAGACGUGGGCUCCCGAACCACCGAGUCAGAGGCUGAGGGGCCAUCAGAUGUCCCCCGCAUGGCGCCUGCUAUGGCUGGGCCAUUGAGCAGCUGCCGGCUCUCAGCCCGCCCCGAGGGGGGCAGUGGGCGGGGUCGGCGAACUGAGAGGGGCAGCCCCUCUCGCUCCAACGAGGUCAUCAGCCCAGAGAUCCUCAAGAUGCGAGCUGCCCUUUUCUGCAUCUUCACCUACCUGGACACACGCACGCUGCUGCACGCUGCUGAGGUCUGCCGGGACUGGCGCUUCGUGGCCCGCCACCCCGCAGUAUGGACAAGGGUGCUGCUUGAGAAUGCACGCGUCUGUUCCAAGUUCCUGGCAAUGCUGGCUCAGUGGUGCACCCAGGCCCACUCACUGACACUGCAAAACUUGAAGCCCCGGCAGCGGGGAAAGAAGGAAAGCAAGGAGGAGUAUGCCCGGAGCACCCGGGGCUGCCUGGAAGCGGGACUGGAGUCCCUGCUGAAGGCGGCCGGGGGGAACCUGCUGAUCCUGCGCAUCUCCCAUUGUCCAAACAUCCUCACUGACCGUUCGCUCUGGCUGGCCAGUUGCUACUGUCGUGCCCUGCAGGCUGUCACCUACAGGAGUGCCACUGACCCUGUGGGCCAUGAAGUCAUUUGGGCUCUAGGUGCAGGCUGCAGAGAGAUUGUCUCCCUCCAGGUGGCACCACUUCACCCCUGCCAGCAGCCCACCCGCUUCAGUAACCGCUGCCUGCAGAUGAUUGGUCGCUGUUGGCCCCACCUCCGGGCCCUGGGGGUUGGGGGCGCCGGCUGUGGGGUGCAGGGCCUGGCAUCACUUGCGAGAAACUGCAUGCGGCUGCAAGUCCUGGAGCUUGACCAUGUGUCAGAAAUCACCCAGGAAGUGGCAGCUGAGGUCUGCCGGGAAGGUCUGAAGGGACUGGAGAUGCUGGUGCUCACGGCCACCCCUGUCACCCCUAAGGCCCUGCUGCACUUUAACAGCAUUUGCCGGAACCUUAAGUCCAUUGUGGUUCAGAUUGGAAUUGCUGAUUAUUUCAAAGAGCCCAGCAGCCCUGAGGCCCAGAAACUGUUUGAUGACAUGGUGACAAAACUCCAGGCCCUGCGGCGGAGGCCCGGUUUCUCUAAGAUUCUGCACAUCAAGGUGGAAGGUGGCUGCUAACCCGGGUGGGGGGCGGCAGGGCCCCUGCCAGCCCCACACCAGGGCACUCUC